GCCCGGCCGCGCCCAGAAAAACGAGUCGCACGACUCGUCCCUCUCCUUCGCUCGAUCCCCAACCUCCCCACUCGCGCUCGCGAUAGGGUUACAGGGCCGCCGCCGCCCGACAGCCCGCCCCUCCCGCUCGCCGGAAGCCCGCUGCUCUCCCCCGCCCGCUCGCUUCGAGGCCCGCAGCCGUUGCUCCGCCCCGGCCACUCCUUCGCCCCGCCUGCUCGCCUCGAGGCCCUCAGCCGCUGCUCCGCCCCGGCCGUUGGCCUCGACACCCGACGCCGCCUCGCCGGAGUUUGCUCGGGCCGUCGCCUAGGCUGAGCUCUCAUCUCCUCUCUGUCUUCUCUGUUCUGUUCUGGGUGCAGCUCUAUUCCUUCUUGUUCGUCUCUGUUCCUAGUGUACAUGGAAAAAUGGAUGGAUGUUUGUUUGUUUGGUAGGAGUAGAUGAUUUGCUUGAUGGCUGAAUGGAUGUAUGCUCGUUUUCAUGCUCAUAUUCGACAUAAAUUGUCCAAAACAACUACUCCCAGUUUUAGUUUUAGCAAUUCAACACACAGUUUUAGUUCAGGGACAUUACAGACAUUUUAGCACACAACUCAUCCCAUAAAUCUCAGACCACAAUCUUAGAAAAGAGCUCGACAGCUGAUUUUGGGUGAUUCUGCAGGGAACUGAUUUUGGGGGAAGUUUCUCAAAAGCUGAUUUUGGAGACUGCGCGGUGGCUAUUUUGCGGCGGAGGAGGGGUAUGCGCAUUAUUUUGUCUCUGCAUAGUAGCGAUUUGAAUUUGAUAAGUAUAGGCAUAAGAGGGGAGAUUGGAGGCGGUGGAGAUGCAAAUCCUCUCGCGCUCGAUUACUCGAAGCGUCAGCAGGGUUGCCUCUGCUCUGCCUCGCUGCUGGUUUCCAGCACUUGCGCGAGGAGAUGCUCCACGAAAUCAACAUCUUGAUCGUCUUUUCCUUGAGAAGAGUACACUGAAUUGGCUGCGCCAGUUCUCCAUACAUGGCGUGAAUGAGACGAAGACUAAUAAUGCAGCAGAGGACAGUGUCCAGACGUUAAACACUAGUUUAACUGAAGAUACAUGUUACAUGCCGAUAAUUUCAGGGAGCAGCCACCGUGAUGAUAUACAAGAGAGCGGCUUAUUGGGAACAUAAUUACUUUUUUGAUAUCGCUGACCGUACAGAGACUCGGUUGGAGCCAGCGCGUGCAUACGAUAUACCGCGUAACAUGAUGCAGAUCUUUUCAAUGAAGUUAGCUAAAGCUCCUAUCAACAGUGGCUCAAUACAGUUAUAUGGAUAUAUAGCAGCACGUGAUGAAGUUGAUCUAAGACUCAAUUAUGUUUUCAAUCGUAGCAGGGAUGAUCCCAUCAUCGUGCAGCAGGGUUCUCUAAUUGAAAUGAACGGCCCUAAGAGAGCCAUCCUGUUGAUAUUUGAUGUGCUACUUGAGUUUGACAUGAGGAUCAAGAAUGGGGAGAAUGAAGAGGAUGAUUUACAGCUGAUUGAUGGAAUCUCAGAAUUUGACGGUUUACGCAUGUCGUGGAGACCGCACGAGGUUCGCAUUGGUGGAAAUUGUGGUGCAGUUGAUACGUCUUUUGCACUUGUUCAUAGUUCAGUUGAGGCCACAGUACAAGUUAUCAUAUCAAAAGUGCAGACUGGCUUUGAUUUAUCUCUCAGUUCUACGAUUGCUCUUCUGGAGAUGAAUAAAGAAUUCCAGCUCUUCAGUGGAAAUAUUAGUGAGUCCUGUGGCUUAGAAAGCUUUGUGAUUGCUGUCACAUGGGAUACGCUGAUGAAUUUGAAGUUCAAGGUUGAUCACGAAGGCUGUAACAAUAAUAUUGAACGCAAUUGUUCCUUCAAAGCUAAGUUAAAUGGACACACCAGCCAUCAGCUAAAUCUCGAGACUGCCUCAAUUUUAGUUAAGGUGACUUGGGCUGUGUUGCCUGCAUCGUUGAGCAAUUAACAGUAUUGUGUAGUCCUGCACUGAAUGGAUUUGUUUACUUGGGUAAAUGUUGUUUGCAGUCAUGAAUUCUGGCAUUAACUACUGUAGACCUGAUGUCAUUGCUUUCUAAGAUCACUUUGAAACCUGCAGUUGUGCCGAAAGCUGGGUCAGUUUUCGUCCUCCAAGCUGGUUGCUGGAAGGUGACACUGAUCGGUGACAAACUGUCACCAAAGGAGAAGUUGAAGGAAACCCAGUGUCUGCAGUGUGCGCAAUCACCGAUCAGUUAGAGUUUCGAGCCUGUUAGACUCUGUUUUCUGACAAAUUUUGCCCACAGUUUUUCUUGUUUAGUCUUUGUUUCUGUUGAUUAACGUCAGUCUAUCCCUUCAUUGCUUAGCACCUGGCAGUUCUUGUUGCUCCACAUUGUAAGCCUCUCACACCUAGCAAAGACGCAACACUGAGAAAUUCCUUGGUUAAUUCGAACACGCUUGUUGUGCAAGCUGCAUCCUUGUAGGAUAGCAACUACCAUACCAUGAUCAAUCGCAGCUCCUUAUCAGAUCUCUUUUUGAUCAAUCAUAGGUGACCAGUUGAGGUUUAUGUUACUGGCCGGGUGAAAGUUUGGGUGUCGCGUUGCUAACGUGUUGCCUCGCUUGCUAGCUUAGCCAAGCAGGCAUGUAUUGCAGCGCCGAGGAAACCAUAAUCUGUGGGCUGUGGCGGAGCGGCGGCACCGGCGCGGGAUGAAGCUGCUUGCCGCGGAUCCCUUGCCGUGGGAAGGACUCCGGCGUGGAAGAAGACGCUGCGCUAUUAGUUAUACAGUAGAUAGAUGCAGGAGGUUUUGUGCGCUGUUAUUAGACGCCCUCAUUCGGUGCAUGAAUCGUCGCCGUCGUGUACCAUUCCGUAGCAGUCUGUGACGCCCCUGCUGAACCAAGGGCCAGGCACGCCAAUCAUCUUCUCUGCGCAAACCAGCCUCAGUUCCACAAGUUGACAUGAGGGCAUGGUGUACAGAAUGACUGAAGAAGGAUGACACAUCGGCCAGUGUAGGGAAAAAAGGUGAUGUGCCGAGGCAUCCUGGAUGUGUGAAUUCUAUAGGUCAUGCACACAUGCCAGUUAUCCAUCCGUUCCUGGUGCCUCUUAUGCCUACGCUUAUCAGAUUCAAAUCGCUACUAUGCAGAGACAAAAAGGAAUGAACAAUACCAAUACAUAGAAGUAAGAUGAGGAACAGGGAGGAUCGCUCCUUAUAGACACUUGGGUACAUGCGGUACAGCUAGUGACUUGAAGUCAUCGGAUCUUUGUUGGGUCAGUAGCUACGAAUUCUUUGGUUAUGAGCUUGGGUAAGAGCCCAUGAGAUCCUUACACAAAUGAUGAAGUUGUUUUGUGUUUGUCCUUGGCUAGAUCAGUCUAU
Triticum urartu is the source of this 3312-nucleotide messenger RNA. The record is from RefSeq and is a predicted model, not a curated record. Lineage: Eukaryota; Viridiplantae; Streptophyta; Magnoliopsida; Poales; Poaceae.